CAUAGAUCUUUCCGAGAAGUACAACGUAGUUAAUUUUUUUUUUUUUUUUAUGGUUUAAAAAAUCUCGGGUAGCAGACGAGAGUCGCCAGCAAUCAUAUCAACAGUAUACAGACGAAAAGCGAAGUGUUAAAGUGUCCUUGUUCCGCUAUUGAAGUAAAAUAAGUUACAUUCUCAUUAUUAAUUUUAUCUAAUUAAAAAAAAAAAAAAAAUGGGGCAUGCUCAAAAAACAGAUUUUAAUUUUGAUCCAUUGAUUGAAGAUAAUUAUGAAGUUUGGAAAGUGAAAGUUAAAGAUUUACUAACAAAAAUGAAUUUAUGGAAAUACGCUGAUAAAAAUUCACCGUCAAAAUUAUCUGAUACCGAUUCGGCGGAAUGGGAAAUAAAUAAUAAUACUGCGAAAUCAAUAAUUAUGCUCACUAUUACCAAUAAAACACUUAAAGAAUUAAAUUUGGAGUCAGAUUUAACGGCUAGUGAAACUUUUGAAAAAUUAGAAACCUUUUUUGGUAAAAAAAAUCCAGAUGGUGUUAUUAAUAUUCUUCAAAAACUUUUGAUGCUUGCACAAUUAGCAGACGGUGUCGAUAUAAGACUUGCUUUGAACAAAUUUUUUGAUACGAUUGAGAAAUUAAAGGAUUUAAAAAUUAACUUGUAUGAGAAUAAUUUUCUUUUGAGCAAUAUUCUUCUUACUAUCUUACCGCCCAGUUUCAAAAAAUUAAAACUCAAACUCUUAUCUGAUGAUAAGCUGCCUGAUGUAACUCUUCUUGGGAUAAAAAUAUUGGAGUAUUACGAUAAAAUUUUGUUAUCUGAUGAAGACGAUGAUGAUACUGAAGAAGAAGAAGAAGAAGAAGGGGGUACGGAAAAAAAUUCUGAAGAAGAAAAAAUUAUUAAUAAGAAUAUUUCAGAAAUUAAAGAUCAAGAAAAUAAUUAUAAUGAUUCCGGAUACAAUGAAUCUUACUCUCCAGAAAUUUCGAAUAAUAAUAAUGAGCUUUUUAAAGCCAAUUAUGAAGCAGAACUUCCAAGUGGUAAUCAGUCUAUUGCUGAUUUACUCGAUCAAAUGUUAAAUAGAAGAGAAUAUAAAUCUCAGAAUGAUAAUUGUCAAAAUAGAUGUUUACUUCCGCAAAUUUUUGAUCAAGAGGAUUGUCAAAGUAACUGUUUACAAUCAACUGACCAAGAUAAAAAUCAUUUACGAUCUUUACUGAAAGCUGAGAAAACUAGUACAUCAGCUACACCCAAGAGAUGCAGCAUUUGUCGCGAAGAAGGACAUAACAAGAGAACUUGUGACAAAAAAUCACUUUCGACCAAGAUUUCAGCUACAAGUACACCCAAAAGAACAUACAAAUGUGGAUUGUGCGGUAAUGAAGGACAUAAUAGAACAACAUGCCCUAAAAAUAAAUCUGAAAGUGUAUCUAAAUCCAGCUCAUCAUCACCCUCGUCAUCGGAAACGCCAAAAAGAACUUACAAAUGCAGUAAUUGUAAAAAAGAAGGACACAACAUAACGACAUGUCCAGAAAAAAAUCUUGCCAGUGAAACUGUUACAUCUACUCCUAAACGGACGUACACAUGCAGUAACUGUGGGGAAGAAGGACACAAUAAGACGAGCUGUCUAAAAAAUAUUCAAACGGCUGUAUCUUCACUGGAAAAUUCAGCGUCAAGAUCUUAUUUAUGUGGAAUAUGCAAAAAUCCAGGCCACAAUCGUCAAACAUGUCCACUAAACGCUGCUUUAUUAAACGUAUCACCAAGUUCUUCCAAUCAACGGUCUUCAUUAUCUCCUGUCUCUAGCGGUACAAGAAGUUAUUCAUGCGGACUGUGUGGUGGCCAAGGCCAUAAUAAGACCACUUGUUCUCUGAAUUAUACAUCAUCGUCAAGAACAUCAUCAUCGUAUUCAUUCGGUGGUGGUAGUGGCGGGGGUGGUAGUAGUAAAAGAAGUUAUUCAUGUGGAACUUGCGGUGGUUCAGGUCAUAAUUCCAGAACCUGCAAUUAUUGAUAACUACAGCAAUGUGCAUAAUUCAUAAAACACUACUUAAACUUCAAUCUAUUUUUUUAUUUAAAUUACAAUUAAUUCACUUGUAUUGUGGAAUAAUUUGUGAAAAUAAAUUUUUUUGAUUUAAUUAAUA
Molecule: messenger RNA, 2108 nt
Organism: Cotesia glomerata
Lineage: Eukaryota; Metazoa; Arthropoda; Insecta; Hymenoptera; Braconidae
Exons: 9
Coding region: 209-1978 (589 amino acids)
Biological process (GO): positive regulation of cytoplasmic translation
Cellular component (GO): cytoplasm
Molecular function (GO): translation regulator activity; mRNA binding; single-stranded RNA binding
Source: RefSeq, a predicted model, not a curated record